Chlorella variabilis is the source of this 1326-nucleotide messenger RNA. RefSeq lists its product as hypothetical. The coding region runs from base 1 to 1326 and encodes 441 amino acids. Lineage: Eukaryota; Viridiplantae; Chlorophyta; Trebouxiophyceae; Chlorellales; Chlorellaceae. The record is from RefSeq and is a predicted model, not a curated record. The transcript has 6 exons.
AUGCCAGCCCCCGCCGCGGUGGUAGCGGCAGCCGGCGCCAGCCCGCUCGUGCCCGCCCCUCAGCCUGCGCCCGCCGAGCCAGUCGAGCUGUGCGCCCCCGGGGACACGGCCUGCGUGCAGCGUCUGGCAACCCCCGGGGCCGUGGCAUGCUGGGGCAGCCGCCACGCUUGGGGCCCCGCGCCCGCCGAACAACCCGCCGCCGCCCUCGCCGCCUCCACCGCCGACGACGGCUACGGCGGCUUGGCCCCCGCCCCCAGCGCCUCAUACCCCGAAGAUGACGGCAGCAGCGACGCAGCGACGGCGGCGGCAGUAGUGGCUAAUGCAUCAGUGCCCACGCCUCUUGGGUCCUCCCUUGUGUUCUCCACCAUCAGCGCUGAGGACAACUACGUGUGCGGGCUGACCAGCCGCGGCACCAUCGCCUGCUUUGGCAGCACCACCCCCAUGCUUCCUGAUGACCCCAAUUACCUGCCGCCCACUGAGCUGCCCUUUGAGGGCCCCUUCACAAAGCUGGCCACAGGAGCCACCUUUGCCUGCGGCCUGCUGGCCAACUUCUCGGCGGCAUGCUUCGGCCGCAUGGGCGACUGCCAGCUGUGGAGCGGGCCGGGCGGCAGUGAGGCGCGCCCCACGCCGCUGGUGGUGGGCGGCGGUCUCCAGUUUGUCGAGCUGGUGGCUGGGUCCGACCAUGUGUGCGGCGUGCUCUUCAACGGCUCCGCAGCCUGCUGGGGCUCCAACUCCGCCAACCAGCUGGGGGUGGAUAGCGCUGACGUGGCCACCUCCCUCACCCCCAUCGCCAUCGCCGACCCCUCCCUGGCAUUCGUCUCGCUGGCCGCCGCCGACACCGUCUCCUGCGGCACGCUCAUCAACGCCUCUGUGGCGUGCUGGGGGGGCUACACGGAUGCCAGCCAGUCGGAGCUGCUGCCGCCGCAGCCGCGGAUUGUGGGCGCCGACCAGAUCGCCUCGCUGGCGGCCCGCGGCAGCUCCAUGUGCGGCGUCACCCUGCAGGGGCAGGCCGGGUGUGCAGGCGUGGUGGGCAGCUACAUUGAUGCGCAGGGCUACCCCGAGACAGUGUUUUCGGAGCAGCCCACCCCAGUCCCCUCGCCGGCAAGCUUCACAACCAUCACCGUCGGCGGCUCGGGCUUUUACUUCCAUGCUUGUGGCUUGACGCUGGAAGGCGCCGCGCUGUGCUGGGGGCUGAACAACGAGGGGCAGCUGGGGGUACCGCCGUAUGAGGUGGCCAACAGUACCGCUGCAGUACCAGUAGCAACCGACAUCCGCUUUUCUGUGUUGAGCGCCGGGGGAGAUUACACCUGCGGUGUGGUGGCCUGA